Messenger RNA from Exophiala aquamarina CBS 119918, 849 nucleotides. RefSeq lists its product as uncharacterized. Bases 1 to 849 code for a protein of 282 amino acids. Lineage: Eukaryota; Fungi; Ascomycota; Eurotiomycetes; Chaetothyriales; Herpotrichiellaceae. The transcript has a single exon. The record is from RefSeq and is a predicted model, not a curated record.
AUGACUUUCACCCUCCCAAUGAGAACCAGCCUCAAGUCUCCCAGCAACAGCGUCACUCUCCUUCCUGCGUUCACCCUUUGCUACGAAGACAAACCAGAAGCACUGGCUCAUCUCCUCGAGAAAAAGACUCCUCUCCCACUCAAGAAUCUCUUCACCAACAAUGAGUUCAUGGCCUAUGUCAUCACCAAGGAGCCAGGACCGAGCGUCCAGUAUGAAAACCUCCGACCAGCUCUUACUGCCUUGCGUCCAUGGUUGCGAGUCUCCGCCAACGGCAGCAAGCUCCUGACCUUCUACAAGGACUUCCUCCAGCUCCACGGCCAAUGGGUCGUCGCAGCGGCCGAGCUGGCAGGCUUUGAAAUCCACACCCAGCUCAUGCACGCCCUUCACCUCCACAGAGGCGACGAGACACUCAUGGCCCACCUCAAGAAACACAUCCCCCAGCUCGCCAGCAAGCUGGCCACAACGCCCAGCCCAAUCACCAACCGCGCCGGAUGGGACGCCUCCGUCAAAACCACUCAGGACAAGCUCAAGUCGAAAGCCUUCUCCUUCGCCGAGCGCCUCCACGCCCUGAAAACGUCCGACACCUUCUGGACCCAGCACGGCCGGCUCCUGGCAGCCAUCGAACUCUCGGAGAAGAAACUCCGCAACCUGCGUGCCGCGAACGCCGGACACACCUCACACCUGGGCUCUGCCCGCCGGCGCAACGACCGCGUCACCGUCCGUCAGCUGGGCACGAGCGGCACCAUCCCUCACCCACCCCAUGUCGAAGAGUCCAUCAGAGACUUCACCAAGGAGGAGAAGGCAAGCUACUUCAACUUCAACGAGACCGUCGUCAGUGCGGCUGCUUGA